Pipra filicauda (Wire-tailed manakin) is the source of this 5121-nucleotide messenger RNA. RefSeq lists its product as uncharacterized. Bases 2114 to 3025 code for a protein of 303 amino acids. The transcript is spliced from 2 exons. NCBI's taxonomy places the organism in Eukaryota, Metazoa, Chordata, Aves, Passeriformes, Pipridae. The record is from RefSeq and is a predicted model, not a curated record.
CGGCGUCGGGCCCCCGGGAGACGCGGAAGGUCCGCUCCAGGCGCUGGCGGGCGGGCGGCCCCCAGCGCGGCCCCCGCAGCGGGUAACACACGAGCGAGAAGCAGGCGGCGGCCGCGGCCGCGGGGAAGGCGGCCGAGCCCACGCAGUCGGCCAGGCGGAGCGCGGCGUCGGGACCGGCCGAGCCGCCCGGGGAGCCGCCGGGGCGCCGCACCUGCAGCUCCCGGGCCGUCAGCGACAGCGAGCAGGCGGCGGCACCGGGGGCCGGCCCCGCGCCGAAGAUGCCUUGGAGGAGCACCGGGCCCCCGCCGGGCUCCGGGGGAGCGCGGCGGCCGGCGGCCAUCGGCGGAGCGGGCGCGGAGCGGAGCGGGAGGCACCGGGGAGCGCCGCCCGCCGCCGCUCGCUGCUGACGCCCGGCGAUGGCAGGCGGGGCGGCCCCAUUCAUAAAAAUUUAACCCACCCACCCCCCCGGCCACCCCUUCCCCCGCCGGGGGAGGGGGCCCGUCCCGGGGCUGCUCCGGCACCCCCCGCACCCCCCCGGCAGCUGCCUCAGUUUCCCCAAGCGCCGCCCCGCGCUCCGGGCAGGGCUCCGGGGGGAACCGGCUCUGCAGACGGGCGGGGGCAAAGCGACGCCGCGGGUUUGCCGCGGGUGGGUCUGCGCUGCCGGGGCGGGUGUCUGGCGUGGGUGCUCCCGCGGGUGCUGGGGCGGGCAGGGAACCGGCCCACGGUCACGCCGGGAGAGCAUCGGCAAAGCGGCACCGGGCAGCCACCGCAGCCCCGGUUCCUGCACAUCGCUCCUAGCCAGGCACAGAUGGGCGCUGGCGGAGGUCCCUCGAGCCCCCACGCUGGGCCGAACGGCGUUCAACACCAUUUCUGCAUCUCUCCAGUCGGCACAGGGAGAGAGGAGCAGAGUGGGGGCCUGGAGAAAUCGAGGCACGGCAAGGGCUGAGGACAGCGGGCAGCCGGCGGGGGACACCUCCAGGAGGGAGGAUGGAGUGGAACAAUGUCCUGCCUGUGACUGGUGGCUCGCCAUCAGGUAUCCGUGAGGGUUGGAGGGUGCCAUGGCCACGGAGCCCCGUGGAGGGAGGUGGGCUGUGCUUUGAACCCCACCUGGGGGCACAGAGCGCUAGAGACAGAGCCUAGGGGACCUGCCUGGAGGGUGCCAGCAUGGCUGCGAGCUGCUCCGUGCCCGGUGGCAGCUGGCAAAAAUCACUUACAGCAGCUUUUGCUGGCGAUAGAACUGACCUCACCCUCCCAAGGGACUGUCAGGCUCCAGGGGGUCUGGCCCAGCCCAACAAGGAUUAUUUUUUUGCCAACCAAUUCCCCGUGGAUGCAGCUCUGCCUUAACCUUGAGCUUGCACCUCAGGGGGGCAUCGCUCUUCACACUUAGGGCAGUUUAAUUAGCAGAAAGCCCUCAGCCCUCUGUCCUUGCUUAUACCCACUGGAACUGGCCAAAACAUUGCAGGGAGGGCAUGGGAUGAUCAGCUGGGCAGAUAACGCUGUUGAGUCUUGUUUUCCCACAGUGACCUAAGAGGAGAGUCCAGGUCCCAUGCUUUGGAGCACUGCGCUUUCCAGAAAGACUUCUCUGGGUUCUGUGGGUACAAAGGGAUGCUCAGAGGGGCAGAUGGGGCAAAGCCUGCUCCCAGCCCUGAUGCUUUUGGCUCUGGAACCGCAGCACUCACAGCUGAUUCUGGGUGAGAUUCAGGCACGGCCACUUUCCUGGCCUCUGCCAUGACACAGUCCAGCGUUUGUAAACAGCCCUGAGGUUCCUCAGCAAGGUGUCAUGGGAGGAAAUAGCUGGAUGCCGGAGAGUGCAGCGUCCUGACCUGCCCCUCACCCUUCUUGGUGACUAACCCGCUCCCAAUUUCCGCUCAGGAAGGCACGAGUCACUUUGGGAGGAUGUGGGAGCAGCUGUCACACUGCUCCUGGCAGGUGCCACGGGGCGAUGAGGCUGCUUUGGGCUCUGUCCUCACCGCACUACAUCCGUCCAUGGCCCCGUGUGGCAGGAAUCCCCCUUUGCCCUGCCUGCCUGCACUUGGAAUAGCAGUGGAAUGCCCAUCCAGGCUCUGCUGGCCACGGUCAUGCUGUGGGCAAAGGGGCUGAGAGUGGCUUCAUCAUGAGGUGUCGAGGAUGGCAAAGGGGGCAGGAAGGGUUAGGGAAGGGCUGCCCAUGGCAGGGAUGCCAAGGGCAGGGAAAUGAGGGGACUGCAGCCAGGUUUUUCUCAGUGGGGCAUGGGACCAGCAUAAAGUCAGCCUCUGUGAUGGCAGGGGACACCCAGGCACAGCUUAUUCAUCUUAGUGCUGGUCUGUGGGGACAAGCCCAUCUCGAUGCUGUGCCACUUUUGGACACCCACUCCAUGCCAUGGCCAGCCCUGUGGCCACCAUCAGCCCCAGGCAGGUCCCUUUGCUCCCUGCAGCCACAGGCUGAUCCGCCCCUGUCCCACAUGGACACCACUUGUUUGCCUUCAGAUGUGCUGUCUAAUGUGGAAAUGGGAUCGGCUCCUUCCCCACUUAGUGCUGGCAACCAGUUGGGGGCUGUGGUAAUUAUGGGAGCCUUAACGAGCUCCCUCGACCCCAACGUCAGCCCGAGGGGUGCUCAGCAGCCAGGGCUCCUGCGCCAUGGGCAGGUGUCUGCCGGUCAGGUUUGUCCUGAUCGACUCCAUUCCCGCCUGGGCGGCGGCACAGGCCGUGUGCGUGGGCGGGAGCGCUGGGAUGUGCCGUGGGGAUGCAGCACGGAGUGUGGGGAUGCAGCACGGAGUGUGGGGAUGCAGCACGGAGCCGGAGCCAGCGGAGACAGCUGGUGGAGAAUCCCCCCACCUCCUUCCUCAUUGCCCACGGAGCAGCGUGCCCAGCCCAGCCGUGACCACCGAGAUCACUGGGAGGGCCUGUGGGGUAUCCCAGGCCCCACAGACAUCAUCUGGGAGAGAAGGCUUGUGUGUUUGAAGCACCGUGCCUUUGGCUUGCUGGAGAAGGUGGUGGAUGCUCUGAGUCUGGGGAUACCGAGGCAGAAGCAGCGGACAAGCUGCUAGAGGAGCUAGACCCCACAGGGAGCUUAUGCUGGGGGAAGAAAGCACAGAGGCUGGGGGCUUUCCAGCCCUGCUGUAACCCUUCAUGCCCCUGCUGAUGAAAUCCGGGAGCUGCAGCAUGGACCUGGAACAGUCGGUGUCAGGGCAGGCCUGGAUUUUGGGAUCCCACUGCCUUCAUCGCAGCCCCGGAGGAGUUGUGCAGAGGACAUGGCUCUGCUGCAAGAUGAGCUGCAGCGUUUCCCUUUGAGACACGCAGCUCCUCCAGAUCCCUGCCUGCUCUGCCACAUCCGCCGGCAGCCACCCAGGGACGGGAGGGAGAUGCACUCAUCCCGGAUCCAUCCCUUUUAGCAUCGUUCCCACCACUGAAGGUACACGUCUCAAGGUGGAGCCAUAAAUAGCGCGGCUCGGGGCUGCAUCGCGGCUGGCAGGGCUGCAGGCUUGGCAGGGGGACAGGCACCGACUGCAGCAGUGGGAACUUUCCAGGCAGCGCCUGCAGGAGCGGCCGGUGCGGAGACGGAGCCGUUUCUGUGCAGAGCCAGCCCAGGGACUGCAGCUCAGCCCCUCUGGCCCUGGGGUUGGUGCUGACACAGGGGACCAGCACGGAGCAGGAGGGGACAGGACUAACAGAGGUAUCUCCUGCAGGAGGGUGACUGGGAUCACAUCCCACCUGAGCUGGGACACAGGUCUGGGCUCUGCCACUGAUUUGCUGUAGAACUUGGGCAAGCGGCUGCACCCUCUCCCUGUCUCCAUGACCCAGGAGCAGCAGGUAUCCCCCACAAUCCAGCUUCACUCAGGGCCCAAGGCUUGGCCCUGGAGGAUUCCCAGUCUCCAAGGAGCUGGGGGUUUUCUGGAAGCUCCUAAAUCUCAGCCAGGCUCUGCAACCUGCUGGGCGGCUGCUCCCCAGCCCUGACCCUCUGCCGAGCUCUCCACAGCUGCCGGCACAGCCCGGGACCGCAGGGCUCACCGGGAAGCCUGAACAAUGCCGACGAGCUGAGAUCAUUCCUCCCAGCUGAUUAUUUGCUCAAAAAUAUUUCUGAGCUCAGGCCUCCUCGGGGAAAACACUCCCAAACACCCAGCAAAAAGCUGCUGAGUCUGGAGGAACCACACACCCCGCUUGCUCAGCCGAGACACCCCCCCCUCCGAUGACAAACCCUGGCGUCAGAGGGAUUGAGGCCAAAGUCGGCUGUUUGAUCUCCCCCUCGGCUGGGGGAAGCCGAAUUUCAGGCCCUCAAAGGGCUUUCACCACUUCCCUGUAGCGGUUUCCUGCCAUGAUGGGAGUACAGGAAUUUUUGAGAGGUGAGUCAGAGGCUGCCGAUGAGAACCACCUGGCUGGGGCUGGCCUGAGAGGCUUGAUCCCCAUCCAGGGGUGAUCCCUGCUACGAGGCUGGAUGCCUGUGGGCAGCAUUCCCAGCGUGGAAUUACUUAUGAGGGGCACAGCAUCCCACCGCAGCCCCCAACUUCUGGCCUGGGAAAGAAGGAGAGGGAUUUGCUGCCUCAGUUCCCACGGCUCCUCUUUCCUUGCCAGGCACGCUCCGGCCACCCCACCCGGGCUCCAGGGAGAAACUCGGUUAAGAAUAAAGAGCAAAACCUCAUCCGGCUCUGCAGGAAACUGCCUGCAAUGGCCGUCCCACCCCACGGAACUGCCCCAGAGCAGCGCCGAGGCCUGGCUUUCCCUGGGGAGCAAUGCAGGACUUGGCAGAGCUGAGGAACUGCCCUCCCUGGUUGCUGAAAUUCAACAUAUAAACCGAGUUCUGGUAAAGGAACCUCCCAGGUUUUCCCUGCUGGGCUAUUAAAGCUCCAUGACCCCCUGCCCACUCUCCCCUUCCAGCAUUGCUCAAGCCCCUCUUGUGCAGAGAAUAACUGCGUGGUGUCCAGAGAGUGAGACUGAGCCGGGAUAAGCCUUUGGAAAGGAGCUAAACCUGCUCAAAGCCGGCGCUGUUCCCUGACCCGCCCUCCUAAUCCUGCCCAGCUCAUAAUGGAAUAAUAAAGGGCUGCACAGCCUCGCUCUCCACCGCGCUGUGGGGGAGGUUCCUGCUGCCUCUGUACAUGCCAGGAGCUGGGAUAUUAAUUACUCCCUAAGUAAACAGAAUUGCUCCUUU